CCUUAUCUGGCGAGUUGACCUUGUGCCCCCGAGCCCCUUACUUAUCUUGUCACGCAAGCUUCUGAUGUAUAUAAACCCUGCUCUCUGUGUGUAUCACUGAGCAGUGCCUGAAUAAACCAGAUUGAUUUAACUCGUGUGGUUUGCUUUAACCCUGCUCCAGAGCGCUCUUACGUCAACGCAUCUGAACUGAGACAGACACAGGUUCUAACAAUUUGGUGACCCCGACGUGAUACUCUCAAUCAGAAAGUUGCUGUGACAAUAGCUGACGGCCUUUUCAGGGAUCCCCUUUCCAGCAUCCGGAGUGAUCCGGUUUCGGCUGAUCUACAAAGAGGGGAUGGUCGGUGCGUCCCGCAGACUUCUGAACUGAGGAAUCUGGAAGACACGUGAGCCUGGGCUACCUUCAACUAUCUACAUCCUGUGGACACAGAAAGAACAAAGUCAGUGACCAGUAUGACUUUCCUUCUGGUAUUGGUCUUAGUGCUUGGAGCAGGGAAUCCCGCUCAAGCCAGCCACGAGGACAACGUUUUUUGGCAAUUUGCCAACUGGACUGCUAAACAACAUACUAAUGAAUCAUGUUAUGUCUGUCAUUUAAUGCCUGUGAGCUCAGCAUCUGUGUCUCUCGCUCCUAGGUCGCAGAACGGCUCGUUUGGCGCCUUACAACAGUUAGCUCGCUCAUGUUUAACUUUGGUGUGUCUGGGAGGGUAUACAGUUAAUCAAACACACACUCAUUCCGAAUUCUCUAACCACUCGCAGGUAAAAGGCUUGCACAAUUGUCACAAGAACACGUCGAAUAACCUAACUGAUUGCUUAAAAUCUAUACGAACGAUGCGGAAGUUUUGGAUUCCAGAAAUGUUUCGACCUCAAGGGUUCUCGGCUCAGGUACCACCAAAAUUUGUGUUCCCAGUGUGUGUAGAACGACAGGGAAAUACGAACUUUUCAUUAGGACUGCUCUCCCGACAGCAUUGUGGAACAAUCCUGGAUGAGUAUAAUUCUUCGAGUACAUAUGAAGCCUAUCUUCAAAAUGCCACAUGUACAUCUUCCCGGAACUGCUCUGUCAUUGCCCCCGACAUAGUAGGCACCGACCCGUUAGGCGAUGAUUGGUAUUGGGUCUGCGGGACAAGAGUUUAUCUCUCCCUUCCAUUUAUGUGGAACGGACGUUGUGGUCUAACACAAUUUAAAAGCAAAAUCAUGAUUGUCUUGCCAUCAGGUAAGUCUCCGGGACGUCCGCGCACCAGGCGUUCUGUAAGCGACGAUUCCUUCCCGCCGCCCGAACAUCAAUUAGAAAGCAAAUGGAAUAAAUUCUGGCAAUCAUUAGUUCCCCAAUACGGUCUAACCCAGGUCUGGAAUCAACUGGAAGUGACUCACUAUCGUCUGGCUACCUUCGUUAACGCCACUAACGCCGCCAUAGAAGGCAUCCGUGUCGAGUUAACAGCAUUGCGCUUAAUGACUACUCAAAAUCGCAUGGCCCUGGACAUUUUCCUCGCCAAGGAGGGUGGUGUCUGUGCUAUGGUAGAUGAUUCAUGCUGCACUUUCGUCCCCGCUAAUGAUGAUCCGAGUUUAGGUGACAUUACACGUCAGCUAGAAAAAAUGCGACAAGUAGCCCAUGAUUUAAAAAUGGACGAGCAGGCCAGCUCUACUUGGGGCUGGGGGUGGCUGCAUGUCCUCUUUGGGGGACUGGCCCCAUACAUCUCUAUGAUUAUUCCUGUACUGGUGAUUGGUCUUCUCGUUUGCAUAUGUGGCCCUUUUCUGUUUCGUUGCUGUAUGGAUAGGAUCUACAAUAUGAUGGUUGCGCACUCUGGUUACACCCCUAUGUCUGCCAAUACAUUAGAGUCUAAACUGUAGUUAUACUCUGUAAACAAAGUAUAAAAGAGGGGAUUGUAAGAUUGUAUGUGUGUUCUCGUGCAUAGCUGUACUGAACUUAUGACCCUUUCACACCCUGGUAAACGUGCAUAAUCGCGAGAACAUACUCUUUUAUUUUCUCUGUACCUUCUAGUUUCGCUGAAACCACAUUCCUGGUUCCUCCUGUUCUAGGGGGUGUAUGGUCUGCUCUUUCAUGUAUAAUAAAAACGACUCCUUAUCUGGCGAGUUGACCUUGUGCCCCCGAGCCCCUUACUUAUCUUGUCACGCAAGCUUCUGAUGUAUAUAAACCCUGCUCUCUGUGUGUAUCACUGAGCAGUGCCUGAAUAAACCAGAUUGAUUUAACUCGUGUGGUUUGCUUUAACCCUGCUCCAGAGCGCUCUUACGUCAACGCAUCUGAACUGAGACAGAC
Neoarius graeffei (lesser salmon catfish) is the source of this 2269-nucleotide messenger RNA. RefSeq lists its product as uncharacterized. The record is from RefSeq and is a predicted model, not a curated record. NCBI's taxonomy places the organism in Eukaryota, Metazoa, Chordata, Actinopteri, Siluriformes, Ariidae. Bases 451 to 1842 code for a protein of 463 amino acids. The transcript is spliced from 2 exons.